AUGACUAUGUCGACGCAGCAGGCGAUCGAUGAUGAAUGGCGUCGUCGACUGUCCGAAGCGAUCCGACGCGAAGACGCCGCCGAGUAUUCCGAGGAUUCCGACGAGGAGGACUUCGUACCGCAUCCGCUGUGCCGCGCUGCUCCAAUGAUGUCACCAUUGGCUCGAGGCGGUUUUCCAUUAACACCGUCGCCGACGCCGUCGACGUCCGCAGCGUCUUCGAUUCUGACGAAGAAGCGUCGGAGCUCGUCAUCGCCGGAAGAGCAAGGUCGUCGUCGCGAGAAGAUGCCCCAUCUUGUUCAACCGUUGAACUAUCGGCGACAACCGAUGACAACCUCGCUGACCACCGAUGAAGCCUCGACGAGCAAUGGAUCGCCACUUGAUAUUGUGAAGAGCAUCGUGAAGCGAAGCGCCUCCGAAAGCCAAGACAUCAAUCUCUCAGCUGAUCUAUUCUGGCUCAAAUCGCAGAUUUCUGAUAAUUGGGCACUCAAAUGGUUCUGGCAGGCGAAGACGAAGAAGAUGAAGCUGCUCUUUUCUCGAUUCCUCUCAUUCUCAUACUAUCCCGCUCUGUUCACCGGCCGAGCGCGCCUCGUGAUUUUUUGA
Messenger RNA from Caenorhabditis bovis, 600 nucleotides. Lineage: Eukaryota; Metazoa; Nematoda; Chromadorea; Rhabditida; Rhabditidae. The record is from the annotation of a GenBank genome assembly.